Ostrea edulis (European flat oyster) is the source of this 5763-nucleotide messenger RNA. RefSeq lists its product as uncharacterized. Bases 70 to 2967 code for a protein of 965 amino acids. The record is from RefSeq and is a predicted model, not a curated record. The transcript has 13 exons. Lineage: Eukaryota; Metazoa; Mollusca; Bivalvia; Ostreida; Ostreidae.
UAACUAGCUAAGUACCUUUGAGAUUUUUCCAAUUGAUCUGUUUUAUUGAUUUCAACUUUUCAGAGUUCCAUGUAUAAUUCAUCCUCGGGAUUCUGUUUUAGCGCGCGACAGAGUCUCAGGCAGACGGCAAUGGACUAUGCCAAGCAAACGACGCGAGCGCCAAAAAUGUUCCCACAACUCCUUAUCAUUGUGACUGUGAUUCUUUUCAACUGUAUUCAUCCAGGUGACGCCGCUGCCCCGAGUUCUCUCACACCAAACGUUACUGUACAAUCUGCAUAUUCAUCUGUGACUGAACUCUACAUUGGCUCAAAGGUCGAAUUCACACUAACCGUGGCGUUUCCCACGGGAACGACGGAAGGAGUCGUGGUAGAGAUUCUUCCGUCGACAAAUGUAACUGUCAUGGCGGUUGGUGCUGUAACCAUGAGCAGAGGAAGUAAUCUUGACAUUGAUCCCAACACAAAGAUGGUUUACCACCCAACAGAGGACACCAAAGAUAGUGCUUUCAAAAUCUAUACACGUGGCGUGUACAACUUUUCUGACGUGUAUAACUCCGGGACUUCCGGUACAGAUGCUGACAACAACCUUGUGAUUGACUACGAAGCGUUCGUGGUGUCGGUAGAUGAUGUGACAGAUGGUGCAACGCAUUGGGUCAGCGCGGGAAUAGAGUAUAACAACAGCUUCAAUGUCUGGAUAGGACAAGUGUCCUACACCAUGAAGACAUCAAAUCCCGCUGUAUCGAAGACACCCGAAUACAACUUAACCUCACAUGCCAGCGCCACUUCUCUCGCUAAAGGGGAACUAAUGACGGUUCUGUUUGAGGCGUGGUUGCCAUACCCUAGUCCAGACAUCGCGGCGGAGGCCAUCAAUCUCCACAGUGACUCCAACAAUAACGAUCUCCAGAUAGUGUCACUACACGUUAAGUCUGUAGGCAUAAACAUCGACGGAACAACAGAUGCACCACAGGUAAAUGUAGAGAAGAUGACGUCAGUUGGAGUUUUAUGUAAUAGUAGCUGGACUGGGUCAAGGCGUGUUCGAGUGGUCCUCCCCACAACCCUCACUAACAAAGAAUCACGAUCUACGGCUGUCGCCACAAGCACAGCAGACGAUAAAAUCGAAUUCGAGGCAGUGAUAUGGAUGACGACGGACGCAGUGGAAGGAGAUGUAUACCCCGUCGGGUUUGGUAUUGAGGUGGACACAGCGGAAGUGUGGGUCUUCUACUUCAAUCUUACGGCGGAUCCUCCCUCCGUAUCACCCACGCCGUCCAUGUCCAUGGCUAUCGGUGGUGUUAACAGCUCAGCUUGUGUCGGCGGAGUGACGGAUUUCAGCGUCAAUAUCACCACUGUAGAGAGCGGUCUCACCACGUUCUCCUUAACAGUCGAGGUCCUCGAAAAAACUGCCAGUAAACCAGCCGGAGUAAUGGUAGCCCACAUGGAUGUAUUGGAAAGUGGAGAAAACAUCCUCUGUAUGGAAACAAAUUUGACCAAAUCAAGCACCACCUCCAACACGGCGAUAGAAAAUUCUGCUAGCAUGUACUUUAACAUAAGCAAUUUUGGAACUAGGAGCCAUGUAGGGGGAAAUAACACAAUUACGGUGAAAGUGUAUUUGGUGCCGAUGCCAGGAUACUCGUUUGUUGGGGAUACCCAUAAAAUUAAAGUAGGAAUCAGUGGCCACACAACAGCAAAUGAUGAAAGUAAUGAGAUAAACAUCAUAUGUGAAAAUCCGCCAGAUACGCCAGUUGACUACACAUUCAGCUUUUACCACAACUGCACCAGAACAUGUUUGACGAGGGGAUCCGUGUUCGAAUUCAUUCUGGAUAUCACCACGGAACGGAACAAAAACCCGGGUCGUGUAAACCUGGAGCUGGCUGUGCCGACCAACGACUCGGAGUCUUUCUUUGUCCUCUGUGGCUACGAAGUUACGAAAAUCGGGUCCAACCUGAAAUGUGUGAACAACGAUACCAUUAAUGAAGCAACAAACAGCUCUGUCUUACCCGAUGGUACUUAUUCCAAAGUAGACGUAGUGUUCCCUGUGAUGUGCAAUCUGGGAAUCGUCAACGAUACAGAAGAAGAUAAAGUCCAGGUCCGACUGACCGUCAAAAUCCGGAAUGACACGAGCGUCGACUCCAGUAGAGACGAGUGGUUUGGACUGGGCUCGCGAUACAGCACUACUCAGGUCUGGGUGGGACAGUAUAAACUGUGCAUCCGGGCACCGGACUACUACGCAGACCUUGCCAGAGUGGAGGGGGUGGCUAUAGACCCCGCGGACUUAAUCGGGGCCUUUCCGGGAGUUCGAGGGAUCGAGUACAGCUUCGACGGCGUGGAGUUUAAGGACAAAUCGGUCAUAUUCACGGCGGAUGGUACCAAUGGUUCUGUAUACACUAUCGACAAACCCUUCAUCACCAAAUAUGUAGGAAUGACAAAUCAACCAACCCAGUCAUGCGAGAAAAGCUGUUUCGUCAACCAUGAGAUGGUGGUAACUAAACUUGAUGACUAUAUUGAGAUUUUUAACGAUGAUUCUGGGGAUAUAAAAUCCAAAAUCCCCUACGCACUGGACGGAGACAAUAGUACCUGCUUCGCACUUCCGGUACAAGGUGAUACUCCGCCUUUGUUCUGGACGCGGAUGAAUACAUCAGUGAUACUUGGAAUCAAUGCUACACAGUUUGAUAUCACUUUAACCGGAGAAGGAAUAGCAUGUGCUAAACACUCAAACAAUAGAGUUCUACAGGUGACUACACCUGCGUCUUUACAGGUUUCCUACCCAGAAUCCAGUUCUGUCGGCAAAUUCCAUGGCAACAUUCAAUUUUGCACUCUGGUGGUUAACGAUACAAGCAACCCCUCCUUCACCGCUUGCCAGUUCAGGUGCGCAUGCCCAGACCCCGCCCACUGCGAAGAAGUAAUCAUAUUUUUGGCCAAUGAAGAGAAUGGAACCACCUGGAAGCUGUGCGAAAUCUCGGCAACAAAUUUCUGAUCGCCUGUGUCCUAUGUCCUGACGUCCCUCCAUUACUUUGCCAGGAAACACGACUUCAAUGAUUCCUACACUUGUGGUUAUCAUAAUUCUGAGAUUAAAUUGCACAAUAUGAGACGUGUAUAAUGGACAGGUUACGAAGAAUCGCUAUAAACAACGACAUUUUGAGCUGUUACCAUUCCACAUCCUAUGUUUUAAAUACACUAUACUAUCUAUUGACAUGUGUUGUUGCUAACCUAUGGUGAUAAAUUAUGUAUAUAACGACAAUGCCAUUUUUUCUUAAGUAAAAUGGCGGAUUUUGUCUCUGAUGUUCGGAUGGCGAGUUUAAAAGUGAAUAUGUUCGUCCCUAACUCGCUAAAGACAGAAUCGUCUCGGGCCUAUCUAAACAUAAGAUGAAAUUAAAUAAGUACUGUGAGAUUGAUAAAAUUCCAGCGACAAUGUGAUCGGACGCCGCUAUAUUUUCUUACCUCCCUGUUUGAUUAUAUUCUUAUAUACUGAUAUUUAUUUAUAUUAUAAUGUUUGCUAUUUCUUGUAUACAGGUUUGUUACAUGUACAUUCGCUUUGACUUGAGCUGUGAUAAUAUUACUCAAUUUUGUUGAUCUUUUUAACAAGUGCGUUUUACAGAAUUUCUAACAGUACUGCUGACAGAUAAUUAUAUAGGUUGUAAAAUGUUUGUUAACUGAUGAUUUGCACCGCUGUACUAGUGACUGGUACGUACCCCCGUACAUGUGGAUACGUUUCUUGUGCAAGCCUAUAACGAUUCAAUAUGAUGUUUAAAAUGUUUUCUAUCUUAAUAUCACCAUUCAAUUUCUUUUCCAUAUAGCUGGUACUUAAUUAUUUCCUAUACCCAAAUUUUGUGUCUAAACAUGAAAACAGGCCUCUGUUUGUCAUCGGUUUCACUUGCCGUUAAUGCUUUGUCGUAAAACUGUUCACGCAUUCCAAGUGUAGCUUCAGUAUCAUAACAAUCCAUGUGACUAAGUAACUGUUCAUGCAAUCCAGUAGUAGAUUCAGUAUCAUAACAAUCGAUGUGAGAUUGAACGAUAGAUGGCGCUAUCAACGUAAACCUAAACCUUGUCUUCAGACUAAAGUUAAUAAGCGGGGAAAUUUUCUGUGAAAGUUUCACGCUUUUAAAUAACUAUCGCAGUUCAAUAUUAGUAUUCGGUGUUCCCGCAGCAAGAUUUCGACAUUUUAUUGCGCCUGUUAUUGAGAGUUAUAGGUACAAUACGAGGGUCGAUCAGACUGUCCGACAUGACAACUAAAACCGAACAUAUCGGAGAUAAGAGAAUCGUUAUGACGAAAUAGGACUUCUGGAUUGUAUACUGUCGUCACACAUUUCCGGUGCUUUACGAUACACGUGACUAUACUAAAGUACACGCGAAAAUCCAGCUCACAACACACUACUUUUCAAUUUUUUAUUUCUUAAAUUGAAAGAUAACUCUCAAAUAAUUGGCAUAAAAGGAAACACUGAAAUCAUAAGCAAUUGACCUCUCUAUGGAAAAACUGUCCGAACCGUUCUUGGUUUAUUCCGAGGCGGAAUAAGUCUCGCUACCGGAUGUGAAGAACAACAGCUGACUUGAUGUUGAGAGCUGAAAUAUGCGUUGAGUUCUUAAAACUAGAAGAAGAAAAAACCCAUUAUCUUCAUAUGUCUUAAAGUUUAGAUUAAGAAGCAGUGGACAUUCUUUUUAUUUUGAGGAAAGAGUAUAUUACCUCUUGAUUCGUGACAUUUUAUGUAUUGUAUAUUGUUAGUAUUUCACAACUAAACUUGUUUUAUAUUGUGUAUAAAAAUGCCGCCCAUUAGGAUUUUCGCGCAUACUUUUGGACAUAGCACGGUACUGUACAAUGCCGUUAUAACUACACAUGUACGCUUUUGGACAUAGCACGGUACCGUACAAUGCCGUUAUAACUACACAUGUACGCUUUUGGACAUGGCACGGUACCGUACAAUGCCGUUAUAACUACACAUGUACGCUUUUGGACAUGGCACGGUACCGUACAAUGCCGUUAUAACUACACAUGUACGCUUUUGGACAUGGCACGGUACCGUACAAUGCCGUUAUAACUACACAUGUACGCUUUUGGACAUGGCACGGUACCGUACAAUGCCUUUGUAACUACACAUGUACGCUUUUGGUCCCUGUGCUUGCAGCAUGGUCAGUGAUAGAAGAUACCGCGUAGAUGCCAAUAUUAACGAAUGGAUUUGUCUUUUAUCCCUAUCUUAGAUCGAAAUCAGCAUUAAGCGCCUGUAAUGCAAUAUGCUGUCUGUCUGUACAGUUUUAGUCCGGGUUAAGGGCUUUGGUUCAUAUUGUUUUUGGUACGGUAUUUGUUGAUCUGUGUAUAUAUAUAUACAUCCAGAAUUGUUUUCACAUGUUAGAAGAUCUCAGAUAAUUGCUUUUUAGAAGAUUCAUUGUAUAUCACGAUUGUAAACGAAAACAUACGGUGUGAUUUUUCAUAAUCAAUGAAAAUGUUUUAAUUUUAUGACGUCAUGAUGUACGUAUGAAGCUGUUGUGUCGUGUCAGUUAAUGAUGUUUUAUUGACCUGCUUUAUGCGAGUACUGUGUACUAAUUACGUGUCCAGAUUUGUGUACUUAAUUCCUCUUUAUACCGGUCAUUGUUAUUAUCGUUACAAUCCUCUCUAUUCUUGUAAAAACUUGCGAUAAAUUAAUUUUGUAUUUUCGUAAAAACAGCCAUAAAGCAAGUGUCCCUUAGUACUGCUUUCUUCUUUUUUAACCGUUUAAUAAUGUUGUUGUUGCUGUUAUUGAUGUUACAUGUUAAUUACUUUAAUAAAUUUCAGACUUUUUAA